Molecule: messenger RNA, 588 nt
Organism: Eimeria mitis
Lineage: Eukaryota; Apicomplexa; Conoidasida; Eucoccidiorida; Eimeriidae
Exons: 1
Coding region: 1-588 (195 amino acids)
Source: RefSeq, a predicted model, not a curated record
AUGAUAGCUGCCUAUACACCCCAGAAGGAGACACACCAAACACAAACCGUACAAACAGCACCAGCAAGAAGGGCCAGGAAGGAUCCCCGUUCUCUCAAUAUGCAGGGACCUGCUGCUGCUGCUGCUGCUGCUGCUGCUGCUGCUGCUGCUUCUGCUGCUGCUGCUGCACCUCCAGUAGUUGCUGCAGCAGCUGCUGUUGCAGCAGAUGCAGCAGCAGCUCAAGCGGACACUGUUAUACUGGCUGACGGAGCAGCAGCAGCAGCAGCAGCACCAGCAGCAGGUACAGCAGCAGGUGCUGCAGCAGCAGCUUGUACAGUAGCAGCAGCAGCGGUGGCAGGCACUGCAGCAGCAGCAGGCACAGCAGCAGCAGCAGCAGCAGAGACAGGAGAAAUGAUGUCUCGUGCUGAUGCUGCUGCCCCUGGUCUGUUGAGGGAGGAGACAGCAGCACAGGACGCCUGGGCCUACCCCAAGGAGAUAACGCAGGUGCUGCAGCUAGCUGCAAAUAUGUGCAGCAGCAGCAGCAGCAGCAGCAGCAGCAGCAGCAGCAGCAGCAGCAGCAGCAGCAGCAAUACCGGUGAUGCAGGCUAG